GCAGCACCGGGCCAGGGGCGGAUAGACGCGAAGCGUGCAGCAUGGCGGACGAUGGAGACAGCUCGAGCGCUCCACUCGACACCAGCGGCGGCCAGGAGGCGGCGGAGGAGUCCGGCGGCGUGGGGGGUGGGAUGCUGCUGAACGCGGCCGUGGCGCUGGCCGUGCUGGCGGCGUGCGUGGCGCUCUACCGCCGCUGGGCCAGGCGGCUCGGCGAGGACGGCGCGGCCCGGGGCGGCGAGGCCUCGGUGUUGCCCAAGAUGAGGCGGCGGGACUUGACGCUGGAGCAGCUGCGCGAGUACGACGGGCUCCGGAACCCCCGCAUCCUCGUGGCCGUCAACAUGAAGGUGUUCGACGUGACCAGCGGCAAGAAGUUCUACGGGAAAGAGGGUCCGUACGGGAUCUUCGCGGGUCGCGACGCGUCCCGAGGCCUGGCCACCUUUUGCCUGGAGAAAGACGCCCUGCGGGAUGAGUACGACGACCUGUCCGACCUCAGCGCCGUGCAGAUGGAGAGCGUCCGCGAGUGGGAGAUGCAGUUCAUGGAGAAGUACGACUACGUGGGCCGGUUGCUGAAGCCGGGCGACGAGCCGUCGGAGUACACGGACGAGGAGGACGUCAAAGACAUCAAGGAGCACCCCAAACACGACUGACUGCUUCCUUGCUUCCUUACUUCGUCCGUCCGUCCCCCAGCCCCCCAAAAAAACUCGGACCGGCCGCCGCCAUCUCAGGCCCCCCGCUUCUUCUUCUGGACGGGCUCCAGGAAAACUUGUUGUUCUUGGUUUUACGAUCUGGCUCACACGUGCACUCGCUUGUGACGGCCUCGGCAAUCAAGCCGUCGGUCGAUCGAUCAUUUCGCCGUCGGGCACAGGUGUGGCAGUACCAAAGGUGCGAGGCAGGGCGGCGCGCUCCUCUUGCUUGUAGUCCGUGCACUACCGGUCGAUGUUCGUUAGCGUGCGGGGGAGGGGGCUUAGCUACAUGUUUUGGAAUCGGGGGGGGCUAAUGGAAGGUGAUUGGAUUGGUGUUCCUAAUCAAGCGACUCAGUUGUUUACAAGCCGGCUAUAAGUCUGUGUCGUCCCCCCCGCCCCCCCAAAAAAAAAAUCCUCUCGUGGACGGUCCCCUUUUCAAAAAGUAACGGCCCAAGUAUUAGUCGUGCCUUAUUUGCUUUGUCGUCCCAGGUGGAGUAGACCCCCUCGCCCCCCACCCAACUAAAAUAAAAAAACAAGGCACACCAACUUGUAAAUAACUAGCGCUUAGGACUCUUUCAGUCAUUGUUGCUGCCAUAUUCAUGUAGUCCAUUUUUGUUUUUCUUCAGCCAAACCCCCCCCCCCCCCCCCCCCCCCCCCAAUGUGGAUGUUACUUUUGGGGAAGGUUGCAGACAGUGUACAUAAGAAACAAUAGCCAUCAUUCUAUUCAAGCAUGUGCAACACAACAGUGAGCCGAGCGGCCCCUUUUGUCACCGUGUCGUCGUGUAUUUAAACGUCCGCUGAGUGUGUGCGCGUGUGUAUGUGUGCGCGCGUGUGCGAUAGUGUCUGCGCACACCAGGCAGGAAGGGAUUUGUUCAUGCAUAAUAAAUGGUUUGGUUAGUAAUUGA
Messenger RNA from Phyllopteryx taeniolatus (common seadragon), 1588 nucleotides. It is a transcript of the gene pgrmc2, whose product is annotated as progesterone receptor membrane component 2. The coding region runs from base 42 to 647 and encodes 201 amino acids. The record is from RefSeq and is a predicted model, not a curated record. Lineage: Eukaryota; Metazoa; Chordata; Actinopteri; Syngnathiformes; Syngnathidae. Gene Ontology annotation, cellular component: endomembrane system; membrane. The transcript is spliced from 3 exons.